AUGGCCCAACUGUCAACUGCCAACCCUGAGGACAUGCCCAAAUGUCAAGAAAAGAUCGUCGAGUUGAUUGGGAGUAAGACAGAAAUCAAACUCGGCUACAAGAGACAAAAGGAGCUCUAUGAGGUUCGGCUGCGGAUGCUUUACAGUGGGCUACGCGAUCGCAUCAGUAAGGUCAUGGUGGAGCGGCCUGAAGAGACGCCAACAGCGGCCACCUCGAGGGAUGGGGAUCCUGUCAUUCGAAAACCACGAAAUAAAAUCUCCCUCUCAUCGACGCCAUCUCUUUCUUCACCCGCCAAACCAUCCAGCUCUUCUCGCACUCCGACAACUGCUUCAGUCACUCGCCCAACGCGAAGACGAAAGGAUCCAUCGUCAAGUCUGCUUACACCCGAGCAAAAGCGUCGCAAACUCGAAAAGACCCCGCGUAGACACCCUCGUGGCAGCCAUACCGACCAACAAGAAUAUCAAGGCAUCACUGACCCAGAACCUGGCCAAGUGUACCUUGCCUUUUGGGAGAGUUCCAAACAGUGGGUCCCGGUCCUUCUCUUGCCCAUGACAGACCUCGAGCGAGUCGGCGUCUCAGGCUCUCUAGACAGCCUCGGCUUGGCUGAGAUACUCCCCAUUUGCUAUGAUCAAGACAGUCUCACGGGAGAGCACACGUGGCGAGAUGGAUACAAGGAUGGCCAACCUUUUGUCACAGAGCGCGAAUUCCCCGCCAUGUACUUUGAGGGACGCACGUUUCCGGACAAGAGCCCCGUGGGAUGGGUUGCUGCCAAAGACCUGCGCAGAUUUGAUGUCGCCGCUGCCGCUAGUCGUCUUGUUCCGCAGAUUCAGAUGGUUCGCAAAUUUAUCAAGGAACGUGCUGCUAAAGCGUCUUGCAAUGGAGCAGAGGAGGAGACAAGUCACGAGAAGGGCGUUUCUUCAUGUGUGGAUGGCCAGUCCCCGCAAGAGGCUUCUACAGUCGUGAAUCAAGAUGAACAAUCUGCUCAAGUUUCACCCGCCCCAGAAACAGCCGCAGCACCAGAGGCAUCAAUGAACGGUACGCAGCCUGCAUCUAGUCCUACGCCAGAGUCUCAACCAGCACCGCACACACCUGUGACUGGCGAGAAGCCGAGACCUGAUACUACAACCGAAGCUGCGCCAAAAGAACGGUCAACGGGUGACGCCCAGUCCAAGUCUAUGGAAGCUCAGUCAGUGUCACGGGAUUCAACGCCUCUGUGGCCCUAUCGCCUGGUCAUGGCGGACUUGGCACCUUCAACUCGUGAUCCCACACCAGUUUCGGAAUCUGAGCUGAGACCCCAGAAUACCAUCACAGCAAUGGAACUGGGUCAAACAUCGGCGGACAAUGUAGAGCCUGCGCCCGAAGCUGUCAUGGCACUUAACGAGGAGACCCCGACAGAUGAGUCACCUGGACGUACGGUCAAGGUUGAGCCCGACCUGGACAUCCCGCGCAACAUCAAUAUUCCGCGCGAUAUAGAGAUCAUCUCGAUCGCUAGCACCGAGCCUGAAGAGGAAGAAGAAGACGAUGGCGAGGCCUCAGGGCCAGAGUUUACCAACGCCACACUUGAACUUGAGGGCCUUCCAGGUCCAGCAAAGCAGCCAGGUGCUGUGGGAGAAGGCAGAGCCGAAAAAGGGCGACCACCGCAUCAUGACGAGAGCCAGGGUGAUGCCCAAACCGAGAGUCUCCCUGGCCAGGCGAGUUUCGAUUCGCUCAAAGCACAGCUUCGGACAGAGCAGCUGAUCCGGACCAACCGCGACAAGAUGGAGUAUGGCGUGAGAGCGAGUCUUGGCCGCUACGCACACCAAUGA
Messenger RNA from Fusarium keratoplasticum, 1806 nucleotides. RefSeq lists its product as uncharacterized. The record is from RefSeq and is a predicted model, not a curated record. The transcript is spliced from 4 exons. Bases 1 to 1806 code for a protein of 601 amino acids. Lineage: Eukaryota; Fungi; Ascomycota; Sordariomycetes; Hypocreales; Nectriaceae.